This is a messenger RNA of Drepanopeziza brunnea f. sp. 'multigermtubi' MB_m1, 2910 nucleotides long. RefSeq lists its product as uncharacterized. Lineage: Eukaryota; Fungi; Ascomycota; Leotiomycetes; Helotiales; Drepanopezizaceae. Gene Ontology annotation, cellular component: small-subunit processome; nucleolus. Gene Ontology annotation, biological process: rRNA processing. The record is from RefSeq and is a predicted model, not a curated record.
AUGGCAGGACGACAAUCCCAUGGGCGCGCGCCUGAUAAGAAGCCCAAGGCUAGAGCUUCGAAGAAAAAUAGAUCCCUAGAUGCUUUUGCGAUUGCGAGCCACGAAAACCCCGAUCGAGUUAAAGUGCGGCAAAGUCGACUCGGUGCCCAGGAAGGCGGGGGCUCGAGGUCGAACAAACGACGAAGGGACGAACGAGAUGAAGAUGGGGGGGAAGAAGAUGAAGAGCAAAAUUUGAAAAAGCCCAAGGUCAAGAAGGGACGCUUCGACGAACUGGAUGUGGACGAGGGGAGUGACAGUGAGGGAAAUGAGUGGAAGCUGGGCCAAGUGGAUAGCGAGGACGACAGUGAACUGGACAGUGACGAUGCAUUUGGGGAUAGUGAUGAGGACAGAUUCGAAGGUUUUACCUUUGGCGGAAGCAAAGAUAAGAUCAAGAAACCCAAGAGAGAGAGAGACGUCAAUUUGGACGAGGAGGAAGAAGAGGACUCGGAUUCGGAGCUUGAGGAAGGAGAUCUCGGCGAGGAUGCCAUCGAUAUGUCUACGUAUUUGGACCAAGUCCUGGAGGAGGAGAAAGAAGAUCGCGAGAACGCUGGGAAAGCCAUGGCACAAGGGCGGGCAAAAGACUCUGAUGGCGACGAGGAAAUGGCUGGCUCCGAAUCUGAAGACGACGAUAGCGAGGGGAGUGACGAGGUAUCCUCUGAUUCCUCGAGCGAUGACGAUGACGACACUCUGGAUCCGCAAAAGCUAGCUGCUCUUGAUAAAAUGAUUGCAAACAUCUCAGGAGAGCGAGAAUACAAGGAGGCCGCUGCCAAGCGGCGAAACGAGUAUGAAUCCUCUUCGAAUGCGAUACCUACAUCAGGAUUUGCCCGGAGCAAGAAAAAGCCAUCAGAGGAUGUCGACGUGGCCAUGAGCGAACCAAAGGCCGAUGAGUCCAAGAUAGCUUCCAAGAAGAAGCUUGUCACUUCUCAGGUCCCUCUCGAAAGGCGCCAACAGGACCGAUUAGAUCGCAGUGCUGCCUAUGAUAAGAGCAAGGAGACUUUGGACAGAUGGACAGACACCGUCAAGCAUAACCGGCGAGCCGAUCACCUCAUGUUCCCUCUACGUGAUAAUGGAAUUGCAUCAGCACACGCAAACAAAUCUCUCGUGCCCACGAAUCUUUUCAAGCCUUUCAAUGAGCUUGAAGCUACUAUCCAGAGUAUUCUAGAAGAGAGUGGACUGGCUGCAGCAGAUGGGAAGGAUGACGAGGAUAAGAUUCGAGAAUUCGAAGAGCUUGAGACACAGAAGCUUGAUAUUGGAGAGGUCAAGGCACGUAGAGACCAGCUCCGGAUGGCGCGAGAAUUGAUGUUCCGUGAAGAGGCGAAGUCUAAGCGCAUCAAAAAGAUCAAGAGUAAAUCAUAUCGCAAGGUCCACCGUAAACAGCGAGAGAAGCAGGAUCGUCUCGAGAAGGAAGCUUUAUUGGAAGGCGGAUUUGAGCCUUCUGAGGACGAGAUGGAGAAGCAGGAUCGACGACGAGCCGAGGAACGAAUGGGUGCCAAGCACAGAGACAGCAAGUGGGCAAAGGCUAUGAAAGGGACUGGCCGAGCUGCUUGGGAUGAGGAUGCCAGGUCAGGGAUCACCGAGAUGGCUCGCAGGGAUGAAGAACUCCGAAAGAGAGUUGAAGGACGAGCUGUGAGAAAGGAGUUUGAGAACGACUCUGAUGAAUCCCUUAGCGACUCUGACGAUGAUUCCAACGAGGAUGAUAAUUCCGGAACUCGAAAGCGCCUUCUGCAGAAGCUGCGAGGUCUGGGAGACUCGGACCUUGUCGACGAAUCUCUUCCUGGGGCAAGGCUGGCAAAUAUGGAUUUUAUGCGCAAGGCGGAUGCAGCGCGGAAGAAGCAAAACGAUGCUGCAGUCGAAGAGCUGAGACGAGAACUUGCGGGAGAGGAGUCUUCUGGUAGUGAAGAAAUCGAUGGAGAUGUUGGUCGACGCACUUUCGGACCCGGGAGCCAUUCCACUUCGCAAGAGAAGUCCGUGAAGUUGGACGAGUUCGAGGAGGCACAUGGAUCGGAGAAUGAGGCUGAGCCCGAGUUACAAAUCAACAGCAACGAUAAAUCGAAGAGUUCUAGGCCUUCGGCCCGGGAAGAGUCUAGACUCGCCGCCGUUAAGCCUCUAUCAAAUUCGCGACCAGACCCGAAAACCGAAGGUGGAGCCUGGUCCAAGGUCACCACGAAAUCCGGAGUCGUUAGCGAAGCAGAAGCCAGGCGUCGUCGCCACAAGAAAAAUGAUGCUAUUGAGGUGGAAGAGCUCGAUCUCUCCCUAGCAGCGGUCAUUACCAGCAAACCCAAACCCAAAGUCGCAAAAAAGCCCACCCAGAAAUCCAAAGCUCCUGGCCAAAAAUCCACUAUUCUCGACGAUGCUGUCUCGGAUUCAGAUUCCGCCGAGGCCGACCAUACCCCUGGCCACCUUCCCUUUGCAAUCCGCGAUCACGAACUUAUAAAGCGAGCUUUUGCAGGCGCAGAUGUCGUAGGCGAGUUCGAAGCAGAGAAGAGACAGACUAUUGUGGAUGAAGACGAGAAGAUCGUUGAUGACACACUUCCCGGGUGGGGGAGCUGGGUUGGCGAUGGCUUGAGUAAGAAGGAAAAGGCAAGGAACAAGGGGAAGGUUUUGAGGAAGGUGGAUGGAAUCAAGGCGGACAAGAGGAAGGAUGCGAAGUUGGAGAAGGUGAUCAUCAAUGAGAAGAGGAUCAAGAAGAACAUGAAAUACCUGGCCACGACGUUGCCGCAUGAGUUUGAGACGCAGCGGCAGUAUGAGAGGAAUCUAAGAUUACCGAUUGGGCCACAGUGGUCGACGAAGGAGACGUUCCAGGAUGCGACCAAGCCGAGGGUCAUGGUUAAGCAGGGCAUUAUAGCGCCAAUGUCCAAACCUCUUUUGUAG